Molecule: messenger RNA, 1138 nt
Organism: Mollisia scopiformis
Lineage: Eukaryota; Fungi; Ascomycota; Leotiomycetes; Helotiales; Mollisiaceae
Exons: 1
Coding region: 144-953 (269 amino acids)
Source: RefSeq, a predicted model, not a curated record
CAACCUCUUCAGAUGCAAUUCCCAUCGGCGAAUCGCAUAUAAUAUGCUGCACUGAAGAACCCUGGUAAGUUCUUUCUCCAUACUCUGCUCACCUCAAACCACGCAAGUAUCUGCUCCUCCCUCUCUAUCACUCAAUCCUCAUCAUGCGUCUCAAUACCUCCACAUCGCUCUUUGUAGCAUCGUCGCUCUUUUGCUUGGGAUCUUCCCUCCCAUUCUUUCCUCGAAGCGUCGCUCUGGAGCCUAGAGCAACAUAUUCGGUUGUACCUGUGGAUGGGGGAUCAGCUGCAACAACAGAUUCCGCUGGCCAAGGCGAGGUGACAAUAGUCAAGACUAUCGUCCAAAGUCCAACACCCACAACGCAGACUGUCAUUGAGACGGAUACUCUCCCUCCUACCACCGACAUAAUAAUAUCCACACAAACUGUGGAAGGCUCCAAAACAACUCAGACGGUCGACGUAACUCUCACCCCAAGUGCGACUCCGGUCACAGUCACAGCAACAGAAUAUUCUGUUAUCGAUAUCAGUGCGCCUACCACAAUUGUACUUCCACCAACGGCAACACCAAGUCAGCUCUCCACGGGAGGUUCAAAGACUGCCACUUCCAACACAAACACAAUCCCCGAGACUACACCAUCGCCCAUAAAGUCAACCAGCUCCACAGCAGACUCAACCACUCCUGCCUCUCCACCUUCUUCCUCUACUCUCGAAACUUCGUAUACCUCGACCUUCACCACACCGACCUCCCCAGCCUCUGUCUCUGCGGCUUCUUAUGACAAUGGUCAAUGGCAUACCACCUAUCCCACUUGGUCGAAUGGGACUGCCACCCUCAGAACAGCUGCUACACCUCUCCAGACAACGCCUCCAUUUUCCAGAGACCUUUCAGGAUCAGAGGAAUCUGGAGUCCUCACCGCUGUCCUUCGAUUCUUCCGCAGAUUUUCUUCUGGUAUUCUAUAGGGGCUAUGGAGGAAUAUACGGCAGAGGAUGAGAUGAAAGACUUGGGCCUGCAUGCGGGAACAGUAAUUAGAUAUUUCUUUUUUGUACUAACUUGACUGUACUUUGAGGAUAGCAUAGGAGGCGCUCCAAGUGCUGGACGCUUAUCUGCAUGGAAAUGGCGUUGAUGAUAAUACGACAGGAAAGUC